Leptopilina boulardi is the source of this 3758-nucleotide messenger RNA. RefSeq names its product bicaudal D-related protein homolog. The record is from RefSeq and is a predicted model, not a curated record. The transcript has 5 exons. The coding region runs from base 1295 to 2935 and encodes 546 amino acids. NCBI's taxonomy places the organism in Eukaryota, Metazoa, Arthropoda, Insecta, Hymenoptera, Figitidae.
CCGGGAGCAGGGCAUGAUUCCGUAAUAUUUAUUUUCCACUCUACGACCGUGAGUCACUACCUGGCCGACUGCGGCGCCGUGUACACCUACGUGUAUAUAUAAUAUUUCUUUUGUGUCCUCGUGAAGCUAUUUGCGCGCGUGUUGUGAUAGUGAAGUGAGAUUUAGAAAUCAAUUGACAACAAUAGCAGAAAAAAAUUUUUAACAUCGAUUAACAAGUGUGACAGGAAGUUAAUACAAAAAUAAUAACGACAAACGGAAAUGCGCCAGUGUUUAUCAGGCAUUAAGGAUUCAUAACCUUCGCAGGUGCGGCACGAUCGAUGUACUACCAGGCUAGACUUGCCAUUUCAUUUCCAAAAAGGCCAACAAUUCUUGAGAAUGGAAAUUCGUUUUUUCAAUUUGAGGGAAAUACUCUCAAAAAGAUAAAAUUUCGAUUUUUAGAAGUGGUGCGAUUAGGAAUAAGAAUUGAUUAGAUUUGGAUGAGAAGUAAUGAUUUGAAGGGAACAACUAUUAGUAGUAAAUAGUACUUAGUAAGUAAGUUACAAACAAAUCUGUUGUAGAAACUCAUUUGCUUCCAGAAUAUACAAUUAAAACCAUUUUGUUAGUCACACAAAGGAUUUAUGAUUUUAAAGAGGUUGGUACAUCAAUAGAAUCGUGUUCUUCAUUAUCAAAAUUAGCUUCAGUAAUCCAUAGAGAUAAACUAAAAAUCCAAUAAUCAGAUUUGAUAUCUGCUGAUAAAAAAAACUUUAGUAUCUAUGCGUCGAUGAACACAGGUGUCUGUUUGUGUUUCGGAGCGGAAUAAAAAUUUUUGGGUCGCGCAGGUUGCUUUAUGCCCCUAUUUUAUAUAUAUAUAUUCUUUAUAGAUGAAGUCACGGUCGGCGCGAAAUCUAGAACAACGAGAUUAAAUGGGUUCGCGAAGAAACGUCUCGCACUGUUGCAUCACACAUAUAUAGAUUCAAUGUCAAACGCGCAAGGAGUGAAAAAAGUUUUAGCUUCCGGCGACUUAAGAUUUUAAUGACGAAAAACCAGUUUUAUAGAGUUGAUUCACCAUAAAACGAAUUAUUGGAUAUUCAAGAUGAUGUUCUUAAGUGGAAAAAAGUUUUUUGAAAAAAGUUUUAGAAGCACAAAAAUAGUGAAAUAAGUGAUUAAUGAAUUAUGUUUGUGAAAAAUGAGAUGAAGCAUGAAAAGUGUAAAUUUUUAUUAAAGACGUCCACUUGUUGCACAAAAUAUUAACAUAUAUAAAUACUAUAUCCAAUUGGGUAUCAAUUUUAGUGAAUAGAAAAAAAAAUUGUGAAAUAUGUUGCCAAGAAAAGAGGGACAACCUGAGCCCUAUGCUCUUGAGGAUAUGAUCUCUGAUCUUCAGACGAGGAGGAAUUCCCUCGAUAAUGAUGAGGGUGAUCCUUUGGAAUUGCUCAAACAAAGAGAAAGGGAUUUGGUACUUGCUGCUGAAUUAGGAAAAGCACUUUUAGAAAGAAAUCAAGAAUUAACGAAACAAAGUGAUACACUUGCCGAGGAAUAUGCAGCAAAAUUAGAGAAUCUGGAGCAAGAGAGGCAUCUUCUUCGAAGAAGAUUGGAGGAGGCGAGGGACGAGAGUGAUGCUCGAGCCCUGGAACUUGAGGCUGAUGUUGAAUCGUUAAGAAGCCAAUUGGAGGAACAAAGCGAACGUUCACGAAGAGCUGAACGGGAUCAGGCGACUUUAGUUGUCGAAUUAACGGCCCAGAACACGCGACUCGCUGAUCAGUUGAGAGAAGCUGCAAAACAAGAAGAACAACUCCUUAUGGAAGUAAAAGUUCUCAGGGAAAAAUGCGCCAAUCGAAAUAAUACCCUUCAAGAUCAUGUCAGCAGUCUUGAAGUCCUUCGAGACGAGGUGCAAUUAGUCUCGGCUCAAAGAACAGAAUUGGAAAGGAGAUCUUUGGAAUUACGGGAGGAAAGGGCUCGAGCCUUGGCAGCCCUCGAGGAAGCCGAAGAGAGGGCCGCGGCCUUGGAGCGACUAGGUAACGAAGCAGAACACCGAGCGAGAGUAGCCGAGCAAGAAAGAGAUGAACUGUCGGCGGCUUUAGCAACAAUCGAGGCCGAACGAAGAGGAAGAUCAGGAUCGAUUCAGAAGCCACCGAGAUCACUGCAAGCGGAAAUGGAAUGCGAGGAGAGCGGAAGUUCACUGGGGGAGCAGCAAGAAGACCUUAGAGCGGAAGUGACACGAUCGUGUAAGCGUUUGAGGGAAUUGUGUUCCCGACUACGUAGGGGCGAGGACGACUCAGGUCUUCAGAGUGAUUGUGACGAGUCGAUGCUCGUCAUUGCCAAUGGCACCGAAGCCGAGGUGAAUUAUUGUCCGGGUGCUCUAUCCGAAUUAAUAGAGGAACUCUAUAGUCUCGCAUUACCCGGAAGUGGUGGUCCAAGUGAAUUGGGUCUUGCUGUUGAACUUCAUCGUGUGCGUGAGGAACUUGAGAGUACAAAGGAACAAUUGAAACAAACGCAAGAUGAAUUGAAGCGUAGGGGUGAGGCGCUAAUUGAAAUGACGAGUAAAUUGAGUGUUUCUGAAGCUGAAUUACGUGGUGCACGUGAGGAACGUGAUCGUGCAAGGGGCGAUAUUGAACACUCUGAAUUGACAAAGGACGAGAUCCUUGCACAGGCCUAUCAAAGUAGAGAUCAGGCGAUUGCAAGGAAAAAUAGAGUUGAAGUUGAACUUGCAAGGACACGAAUCGAUGUACUUCAAGCAAAUAGUCAACUAAUGGAGGCGAUUCAGCAAAAAAUUGAACUAAGCCAACAACUCGAACAAUGGCAAAUGGAUAUGCAAGCAUUGCUCGAUGAACACGUUAGAAGUAAAUUGACACCUGGUGCCUUAUCAUCAUCAUCAAAUGGUGAUGGAUCGGAUAUUGUUGCACCGGCGAGAAAAAAGCGUAAUUCAAGUACCUCGAAAAAGAGAUUUGGACUUUUUUGAAAGUUAGAGAUUUCUUUUUAUUCAUUAUGGCCGAAUCAAAAAUAAGGAUAAAAAAAAAAGAAUUCAAAACUAUUUUUAUUUUCAAAUUGAAUUUUUUUUUGGGAAAAUUAUUUUCCUGCAAAAGAAAAUUUAUGUAAAUUGAAUUCCGUAAUUAUUUCUUCGGUAGCAAAAUGUUUGACAAUUUGUAAUACUGUUUUUUUUUUAAAUGGAAUUAUUGCGAGAGAAGUGAGGCAUGAAUGCUUUCUUUAUUAUCGAUAAUAAUGGGCAUAUUGUGUCGCGUUGAGUCCUCGACAAGAACGGAAAUGUUCUUUAACUGAAAUGAUCUCUUCUUUUUUUUUUUUUUUUUUUUGAAUCAUAUAAUCUGAGUUUGUGACUCUCGGAUUGAAAGAGUUGAGAUUUGUAAAUUUUUUUUUUAUACAUUAUUAUCCGUCCAACGGAAAGUGAAGCAACCAAAAAUUGCGAAUGGAAGUGCGUUUAGAAUUUUAAUAGGAGUUUUAAAAGAAAAAAAAGUUUUUAUCCUUUUUAUACAAAAAAAUAUAAAUAUAUAGUGCAAUAUUAAAAGUUGAAUGGACAUGUGUACUUAAAAGUCGUGUGCCUUUUGCAAAAAAAAAAAAAAUAAAAAAAUUAAUUAAUAAAGUGAGAGAAUGAAAUAUUGUUAUAUAAAUUAAAGAACAACGACUAGAUAAAAUUUGUAAGAUAUUAGAAAAAAAGAGAGAGAGAGAAAGUGAUGAACGCGCACGUGACUUAAUCGAUAAAAAUCGAUUUUACUCAGUGUCGCUUAUUUAUUUAAUAAAAAAAAAUAAAAAAUUGUACAAAUAAGAAA